AUGGCGACUCCUUGGCCGAUGAGAAAAGAGAGGUGCACCCAUGGCUCCGCCUGCCUUGCUAGAUGGUCGGCGUCAUCCUUGAUGCUCCUAUGGUUGCCGUGGGCGUUGCUAUGGCUGCCGUGGCCCAGCCGAGCUGAACAAGUGGGCGGCGGGGUGCACAGCGGAAAGGUGCUUCACGGUUCCCUGUCGUCCCCAUCGUCCUCGUCAUCGUCCUCCUCCUCCUCGUCCCCGUCCAGUUCGUCAGCUUGGGGCUUCAACACAAGGCAGAGUGGGGGGCAGCUGGACUGGCUGCUGUCGGAGAAGGGACCUUUCCACCGAUGUCCGGAGUACACGGAGUUCAGAGAGAGGUUCCAGCAGGGAUUUUCUACCAGAUACAAGAUUUACAGGGAGUUCAGCCACUGGAAGGUGAACAGCCUGGCAACAGAGAAGAGAGAUUUCCUCAAAGCUCCAUUGCCCUUAGCGCCAGAGUUCCUACGCAACCUGCGGUUACUGGGGCGACGGCCAACCCUGCAGCAAAUCAACGAAAACCUCAUCAAGAAGUACGGGACCCACUUCCUAGUCUCUGCUACCCUGGGAGGAGAGGAGUCUUUGACCAUUUUUCUGGACAAACAGAAGCUAAAUAAGAAAUCUGAGGGAAACAGCAACAGCUCAGUGGUGUCUCUGGAGCUGCUCCAUCAGUUGGCCGCUUCUUACUUCACAGAUCGAGAGAGCACCCUAAGGCGACUGCACCACCUCCAGAUUGCCACAUCUGCUAUCAAGGUAACCGAAACGAGGACGGGCCCUCUCGGCUGCAGUAACUACGACAGCUUGGAUUCAGUUAGCUCGGUGUUGGUGCACAGCCCGGAAAAUAAGAUCCACCUAAAGGGCUUGCAAGAUGUCCUGCCAGAGUUCCUGCGUGGGCGUUUUGUGGAGGCGGCACUCAGCUAUGUGGCAUGCAACUCGGAGGGCGAGUUGCUCUGCCGCAACAACGACUGCUGGUGCCGGUGCUCUGCCCGCUUCCCGGAGUGUAACUGCCCCUUUGCUGACAUCAAGGUCAUGGAGGAGAACCUGGAGAAGAGCAAAGAGGCCUGGGGCAACUUCAACCAAGAGUUCAUGGAAUCAGAUGAAUUCAAAGCCCUCCUGAAGCGCCUGCCCACUGACCGCUUCUUGAAUGUGUCCAUGAUCGCCAAGUUCUGGUCGGCUGACUUGUCUCUCCAGAAGCGCUACACCCAGCUGGAGUCCAGCACUGCCCUGGUCUUGGGCAAAGCUCAGAAGGUCGUCAGGAAACUGUUCACCCUGAGCAAACGCUGCCCCAAACAUCCUCGCAUCAGCCUGCCCAGAGAGAGGCCCGUUGGGUUUUGGUUGCGGCGGGCUCAGUCUCUGCUCUACUGCAAUGAGCACGGAGUGCUGGGCUCCUUUUCUGAGGAGGUGAGGAGCUGCAGCUGCCCUGUGGAGCAGCCCACCUGCCAGGGAGUCAUCCCCUGUGUUGUGGGCACCUCCCCCACCUCCUGUUCCUCUUGCGCCACUGACAACGCCACCCGAUGUGGAUCCUGUCACCACGGCAACAUCCUCCAUCUGGGUUCCUGCAGGCCGAGCAUCGCUGCAUCCCUGGACCACUACCUGAACUUUGACUUGGACAUGCCUGAUGCUGAGGUGAAGUACCUUCUUCAGCGCCUCGACAGCAGAAUCGAGGUCCAUGCCAUUUACAUCAGCAACGACGUCCGCCUGGGGAGCUGGUUCAAUCCUGCCUGGAGGAAGAGAAUGUUGCUGACACUCAAGAGCAACAAAAACAAGUCCAAUCUCAUCCACAUGCUCAUGGGCAUUUCUUUCCAGAUAUGCUUGACUAAGAAUUCAACACUGGAGCCUGUGCCCGCCAUUUAUGUAAAUCCUUUUGGGGGGAGUCACUCGGAGAGUUGGUUCAUGCCGGUGAACCAGCCCGACUUCCCCGACUGGGAGAGAACUCGACUGGAUGCCGUCGUCACGGCGCAGUGUUACAACUGGACGCUGUCUCUGGGCAACACAUGGAAGUCCUUCUUUGAAACAGUGCACAUCUACCUGCGAAGCCGCAUUCUCACAGACGACCCAACGGUGAAUGAAACUCUCUUCUACGAACCCUUGGACCUGGAUGACCAGACGUCCAACAUGGGGUACAUGAAAAUCAACACGCUCAAAGUGUUUGGAUACAGCAUGCACUUUGACCCCGAGGGCAUCAAGGAUCUGAUCCUCCAGCUGGACUACCCUUACACGCAGGGAACGCAGGACGCCGCCUUUCUGAUGCUGCUGGAGAUGAGAGACCGGAUUAACCGUCUGUCUCCGCCAGCACCGCAGCCAUUGGACCUGUUUUCUUGUCUGCUGCGCCAUCGGCUCAAGCUGUCGGCCGGAGAGGUGGCGCGCAUCAAGGACUCUCUGCAGAUCUUCAACUCCAAGCUGCCCAAUGCUUCUCCCGAACCCGAGCUGGCCCAGCUGUGCAGCUAGCUAGCUCAACACUCAAGGCAGGUUCAGGAGUGAUCAUAGAGAUUGGAGUCAGACUGAGCAGGGGAGGUCUGACUAAGCUAGAAUCUUGGACCAAAAUCCUCUGAACACCCAACUGUAAAGGCCGACUGCUUGUGGUCACUCUCGGCUAGUUUUCUGGUGUCUCGUUUUUAUCAGAAAUAGCCCCCAGAUCCGUUUGAUGAACAGUCAUGUUGUGGACUUUCGGGAGAACAGCUGAUACCUGGACUCUCCUUCAGAGGCUCUGCUGUAGGAGCCUGGAGGCUUACUUUUGCUAUUACUGCCCCCAUUUUGGCAAACUGUAUGACUGGAUGGAUUUAAGAGACUCUCUUACACCGACAGGUUUUGUGAUGUGGAACCUUACAGAGCCGAUGUCAUUAAAUAUACCUAAGACAUCUGCCUUGCAGAGAUAAAGGCGAUUUUGAUAUGUAAAGAGGAACUCUUAAGGGGUCUUCGAAAACGAGCGAACAGAAAAGAAGAUUUCCCCUUUUCUAACCCUAUUUUCUUUGGCUACAGAACAAUCUCGUGGGAAGGGGGAAAUGGGAUAAUAUUAUAUACAGUAUGUGGUGAAUGAGUUGUUAUGUUAUGCUUAACAGUUUAAAAAUUUGAUAAUCCUGAACCCUGUUGCUGUCUUUGAAUAUUUCUUUUUAAUCCCUGCCUUCCAUUUUAUCUGGCAUUUGAAAAACGUGUAAGUAUCUAUGCUUAACAUCCGAGUGAGAAGCCUGUUAGUGAUGUUCUGUCCUUGGUGGUGUGUCUAUACCAAAAGACGGUGAGCACAUUGGCAAACUGAAUGACGAAAAUAUCUUCAGUGUUGAUUUUUUUCUUCUUUUUUUUCUUUUGGAAAAUCAUACGGAAAUCUUCUGAUGUGGUGACUAAAAAAAGGUUCCGAGGAUACAGCGCUGUAAAUAACGCUCCAUCUAACCCCAGGUGUGGACAAAGUACACAUUGCUUUUUAGAUAACCGAGUGCAAAGACCAAAAAAAUGUUUAUAACAAAAACAAACUCAUGCCUUAUAUGGAAAGUCAAUGUUAAGAUAAGAAGCACAUUUAGUUUCUGUGUUUGAUUUCCCAGCAGGAGGCUGUAUCGCUUUUUAUAUUUCAAUAUUUCUACCAAGACAGAACAAGACAGACACAUUCUCCAGAGUACGUGGUAAUGUAGCUUUUCCAUGUAAAUGCCAGUCACACUUUCUGCAGUUACUUGUUUUGAUUUGGUGUUGUGAAACUUUUGAGUCACUAUUCACAGUGCACACCAGUACUUGCAUACUGUAAUUGUUCUGCAAAAUCCUUUUAUCUCCAAUUAGAUGAGCUCUAAGCAACUGAUUGAACCUGAUAAUGGUUUUUUAAAAAGGGUUUAGUCUCAGGUCAAUAAAAAGAGUUUGGUUUUUUUUUUGUUUUUUUAACAUGUGGGUCCAAUGUCAGCUGCCAGUUACCACGGCGACUGGAGUUAUAAGGUUUCUGCAGGGCAGCGAUGGUCCUCCUUGAGAGCUGCAAACUUACCGGGAUGAUACUUGAUAUGAUUCUACAUUGACUUCACCAAUUUCUCACUGAAAGUCAGAAAAACCUUGUAUGUCAUUUUCAGCAGUUCUUCUGUGCUCAGCUUGCUUAAGUAAAAAACAAAGUGAUUUAUCUAUCUGGGAUCCUUUUUUUUCUUGUUUGAU
This is a messenger RNA of Plectropomus leopardus (leopard coralgrouper), 4125 nucleotides long. It is a transcript of the gene brinp2, whose product is annotated as BMP/retinoic acid inducible neural specific 2. Gene Ontology annotation, biological process: cellular response to retinoic acid; positive regulation of neuron differentiation; nervous system development. NCBI's taxonomy places the organism in Eukaryota, Metazoa, Chordata, Actinopteri, Perciformes, Serranidae. Gene Ontology annotation, cellular component: dendrite; cytoplasm; neuronal cell body. The record is from RefSeq and is a predicted model, not a curated record.